This is a messenger RNA of Anneissia japonica, 3283 nucleotides long. RefSeq lists its product as uncharacterized. The record is from RefSeq and is a predicted model, not a curated record. The transcript is spliced from 6 exons. Bases 465 to 2468 code for a protein of 667 amino acids. Gene Ontology annotation, biological process: signal transduction. NCBI's taxonomy places the organism in Eukaryota, Metazoa, Echinodermata, Crinoidea, Comatulida, Comatulidae.
GAUACUUGGAGUAUGUAUUAUACUACGUAUCUUACUGUGUACAACAAAAAAAAAAUAAAUGUGGCUUUAAAAUUAUUAGUAUAAGCAAACGAAUCUAUUUACCUCAUUAUUUGACUAUUGGUUACUCAUUAGUGUAUAUGCAUGACAAAAUAAAUUUCAGUAUUCUACCAAGGGCUACAUACAUAUCACGUGUAAUUACCAGUUACAGCACAUGAUGUAUUAUUUGUUUCGAACUGGGGGCCUUCUGCUGUCUAUUCUGUCUAUAAUGUAUGUAGAAACUGAAUUAAUUGAUCCAGGCGGUAGGUGGAAUGUUUCUAGGGUCAUUAUGCUUGUUUUGACUGAUGAGGAAAAUUUGAUUUAUCAUAGAGUUGAUUAUUGAUAUGGGGUGUGGAACCAGCCUACAGGCGAAAAAUCAAAUAUAGGCCUAUACACAAAGCGAUAUUAUUAUAAAAAAAAUUUAAAAAAUGGCAGAUGAGAAACAACAAAAUGAUGCAGAUUUGAUCAUAAAGGAAAGAAACGAAGUAAAUGAGAAAGACCAAGGGAAAAAUGCUGUUCAGGAUGAAGACGAAAAUUCUGGAGAGAAACAAGAUUUUGACAAUGAUAUUAAGUUGUAUGAGCUCACUAUAGGAGCUCAAGUUGUUGAGGUGAAACCAGAAUUCCAAGAAGCACUAGAAGAAUGCAAAGAUGAACUAACUAGAGCAAUGGAUUUUCUAAAAAACACAGACGAUCUUAAAAAUGAACAGGUUUUAAGCAGUGUGGAAAUGAUAAAAAAUAGUUAUUAUAAUACUAAGCUGACUACAUAUCGUCCAUUACUCGGGGAGCACUUAUGCAACAUUGGAUUUCCAGAAUUAUUCAUUAAAUUUUGGAUUGAGAUAAAUAAAUUGAAUAUAUUUGAUCCAGAAAAUGAACAAGAAAUGAAAGUUUUGAAAGCCAUGAAAUCUCUUGCUUGGAAUUAUUCUGAUGCUUCAAUAAAAUUAUGCGCCGAGCUUGGAAAGUUCGGUGCGGUCCCAUUACUUCUCUCAAGCCUCAAGCAAAAAGAAUUGGUGCCAGAGACCCUAACAAACCCUAAUAUUAUACACGUGAAGGGAAGUCUAGGUAUAUUAAACAAUAUGGUACGACUUCAUCCUCAUAAUAUUCAACUCUUGCGCGACAAUAAUGCUGUGAAGCUUCUCCUGGACUACACAGCUGUAAAAUUCCUGAUCUUAAAAGCCAAUUGCUUCAUGAUAAUUUCGUUUCUUAUCACCGACGAAGAGGUGAGCUUACUGGAGAACACUGGAAUUGCCGUUCGAUUCAUCAUCGAUCUCCUUACCACGUCCUUGACUGCAGGAAAAGCGCGAGGAUACAGCACUCUGGAAAUACUCCUCUCUUUGAAUAAUCUGGCUCUUAAUGAUGAGAACAAAGUGAAAAUUGUGGAAUACAAUGGACUUGCACAGUUGGGCAGGGCACUCAAAAAACGCACAAAAUCAAUCCUUAUUCUUUCUGCAAUGCUUAUUUGGAAACUAUCUUUUAUUGAGCAAAACCGUAAGAGAAUAAGAGAAGACGAAAGCCUAAUAAAUGUUUUAAAGCUUAACAAGAGUUCUGACGUUCCCAAGGUGCAAGCAACAUGCUCAGGUGCAUUGUGGGAAAUAUUUGGAGGACAACCUGAAGUAAAUGAAGAUAGUACACCUAUUAUCAUCCAACCAUAUAUCAGGAAAGGCACCCAUGUGAUGAUUAGCUACCAAUGGGAUGUACAGCCGAGAAUUAUUAAGUUGAAGAAAAAACUCCAGGACGCAGGUUACAUCGUCUGGAUGGAUAUAGACCAGAUUGAGGGCGACAUUUUGGGUGCAAUGGCUGCCGCUGUUGAGAAUGCUGCCGUAUUUUUGCCGUGCAUUUCUAAAAAGUACAAGGACAGUACAAGCUGUAGAACAGAAGCAACAUAUGCUUACAAACAGAAAAAGUCGAUUAUCCCCUUGAUAGUGGAAGAAGAUUACGUGCCUGAUGGUUGGCUUGGAGCUCUUAUUGGCACUUUAAUUUACUUUCACUUAUUUAACGACUCCAAGCUGGACACAGAGUUCCAGCGUAUUAUAAGUGAGAUUGGCAAUCGAGGAAAACAAGAGAAAGGACAUAAAAGAAUACACCGUAAAGAAAUUGUUGCUGUUUCCACUUCAUUUGAAAGUUCUUCAAAUAACAGAGGAGUUGAUUCAGCCGACAACCCAGUAGCUCCGACUUCAAAGGUCUUGCUUCCAAAGGUCAAAGCUGACAUCUCCAACUGGACAUCAAAUGAUGUUAAGAAGUGGUUGAAAGAAAUCAAACUAGAGGAAUGUAGCUCUGCCAUGAAGGAUGUUGAUGGUGAUAUCUUAACCAGGAUGUACACGAUGUCGAAAGAAGCACCAGAUUUUUUCUACUCAAGAUUAGAGAGAGACUUUAGUAUGAUCCAUUUGAUGCAGAUAUUGAAGUUUUCCAGCGCUCUAGAAAAACUUCUUUGUUGAAUGUAAAUUUGAGUGAGUACUUAAUCCAGAUGUAAAAGAUGUCGAAAGAAACACAUGAGUUCUUGUACAAAAGGUUAAAGAGGGAAUUUAAUAUGGACCAUUUGAUGUAGAUACUUUAGUUUUCAAGUGCUCUACAGAAUCUUCUGUGUUCUGUGUAGAUUUAAGUAAUGAUUUUAAAUUAAUACGUAACACAAAUAUAUAAUAUAUACUUUUUUCAUCUAAAAUUAUCCUGUUAUUUAAUAAAGUUUUUUGUGAAAAAUCGAGAAAUCAACAAAAACAUAAUAGUUUAACUCUAUCUUACUCAGUAUCUUACUCAUCAUAAAACUGUGAGAAUCAUAUUAUAGUGCAAUACCUGUCCGAGUACUCAAUGGACCUUUCCACUUAACCCCACCAACAGACCUUUCCGGAGUAUCAAUCAAACUUAACAACUGACCAAUCAGGACAGCGCUAGGAAUACGCGAACCUCUCACAAACACACGUGUUGUCUCACAAACGCACGUGUUCGUGUAUGUUUUAACACUGCCGUCUUGUGGGACCUUAGCGGAAAGGUCUAUUUAAUAUUGUUGCAUAAGGUCCCACAAAACGAGUGUAAAAACAUACCAAAACACAUUGUAAGACAACAUGAGUGUUUGUUCAGAUACUCGCAUAUUCGUGGCCCUGUUCUGAGUGGUUAGUUGUUAAGUACGAUUGACCCUCUCAAAACGUCCAUAUAAUUUGUAGGAAUCUAUCAACGAUUAAGAUACUAGAAUCAACUAUUACAGCAUAUUGGUACUUGCUGUAUGUAGCUAUUAAUAUAUAUAUAUAUAUAUUAUAUA